CCCCCAUAAAUAGAAUGGCACCGCGGAUGAACCUCUCUGCAGUCAUCAUCAGUCACAAUGGGAGCGCUACAGAUAUUGGUGGCAUCGGUGCUGCUUGGGAUACUGACCCGCAGCUCAAACAGCGAGAAACUAUCCUUCCGAGAUCAUCGCGUUUGCUCAGUCUUCAUACAGAACGAAGACCAGCUGGACACGCUACGAGCUCUCGAGGCUACACCUAACUUGUUUACAUUCCUGGAUGUACCUUCGGCAAUCAAUUCAAAGGUACAGAUCGUGGUUCCACCGGCCAAACAGCGUUAUUUCGAGAAUCUUGUCCAGCAGUUGAAGCUUGUUUCCCACGUUGAUUCCUACAAUCUACAAAGCGUUAUCGACAAUGAACGACCGAACCAAUCCAAACGAGCUGCUUUCGGAUGGACUGAUUACUACACGCUUGAGGAGAUGUACGCAUGGAUUGACGAGCUGGUCGCAGAACAUUCCGAAGUGCUAUCCGUCGAAACUAUUGGGCAAUCUUACGAAGGACGUGAUCUGAAGGUGGUAAAACUAUCCCACAAGGAAGGAAAUCCCGGACUAUUCGUUGAUGCCAACAUUCACGCCCGUGAGUGGAUUACUUCCGCUACCGUUACGUGGAUCUUGAACGAGUUGCUGACGUCUGAAGAUCCAGCUGUUCGGGAUUUGGCCGAAAACUUUGACUGGUACAUUGUUCCGGUGCUGAAUCCGGAUGGAUUGGUAUACACGCACACCACGGAUCGUUUGUGGAGAAAGACCCGAUAUCCGUACAAUAUCUUGUGUUACGGGGCUGACCCAAAUCGCAACUUUGACUUUCAGUGGAAUAACGGUGGAGCCUCGAUGAACCCAUGCUCGGACGCCUACGCCGGGCAGCACCCAGAAUCGGAGGUAGAAGUUAAAGCCGUUUCCGAUUACAUUCGUUCGAUCGCGGACGAGCUGACUCUUUACCUAACGAUCCACUCAAAGGGACAGUACAUUUUGGUACCGUUCGGUUACGAGAAUGCUCCGUAUCCUCCCACCUAUCAGGAUCUUAUGCAGAUUGGACGACGAGGAGCGGUCGAUAUGUACAAGCUGUACCAGAAACCGUACCGCGUGGGAACGUCAUCCGAUGUGUUAUAUGUCGCUUCAGGAAUUUCGGUAGAUUGGGCCUACGGAGCAGUCAAUGUUCCACUAUCUUACACGUUUGAACUGCGAGAUCAGGGAGAGUUUGGGUGGAUUCUGCCGGCCGAUCAGAUUAUUCCGAAUGCCGAGGAACUACUGGCAGCAUUUGUUGGGAUGAUCGACGAGGCGCGUGUCUUGGGAUAUUUUUACCUAUACGAAAUGAACCGAUUACAGUUGAUAUCGCUGCUGUUUGCAGCAAGUUGUUGCUGUGUAGCUGCUGAACAGGCAAGAUUCGACAAUUACCGCGUUCAUCAGGUGCGCAUCGAGACCGAAGAACAGCUGCAGGUCCUGCAAUAUCUGGAAGAGCACCCCGAUGGAUAUAUUUUUUGGGAUAGUCCUGUUCAAACCAACAUGGCGUUAGAACUAGUUGUUCCACCUCACAAGUACUCUGAUUUUGAGGAACUUGCAAUGAAGCUGAACAUCAAGACUCGACUUCGCAUCGAAAACUUCCAAGAAGUGAUCGAUAACGAACGUCCGAAUAAAGGUCGCCGAUCUACCUUCGGCUGGGACGACUACUAUUCCACGGCUGAAAUCUACGCGUGGUUGGACGACAUGGUUGGUCGACAUUCCAGCAUUUUAUCGAGUACAACCUACGGAAAAUCUUUCGAGAAUCGUGAUCUGAAGGCAGUUAAACUCUCGCACAAGGCGAACAACCCGGGAAUCUUCAUUGAAGCUAACAUCCACGCACGUGAGUGGAUCUCGUCAGCGACGGCCACGUGGUUGCUCAACGAACUGCUAACAUCAAGCAAUCCAGCUGUGGUGGACCUGGCCCAGAACUAUGAUUGGUACUUUAUCAUGGUAGCUAAUCCGGAUGGACUCGAGUUUAGUCGGAAUAGUAAUCGAAUGUGGAGAAAGACCCGCCAACCAUCGUCAGUGCUCUGCACCGGAACCGAUCCCAACCGCAAUUUUGACUACUUCUGGCGAACCGGUGGAGCAUCAACGAUCGCCUGCUCCGACACUUUUUCGGGACCAACUCCGUUCUCUGAACCGGAAACCCGGUCCAUGGCGGAUUACUACGCGACGAUCGCCGACAAGAUCAACGUUCAGUUUUCAUUCCACUCGUUUGGACAGUACCUUUUGACACCGUUCGGGUUUACCAACGCUCCGCUUCCCGCCAAUCAAGCAGAUCUGCAGCAAAUCGCCGCCAAAACCGUUGAUGCCAUUCGUGCAACCCAUGGAACGCAAUACACCUUUGGGAACUCGGCGCAGCUGUUGUAUGUAACUUCGGGUAGUACUAACGACUACUUUAUGGGUGUUCACGGUACCAAACUGGCGUACACAUUCGAGUUCCGCGACGAUGGAGCACAUGGCUUUGCCCUCCCAGCUGACCAAAUCGUACCAAACUCCCAGGAAACGUUGAACGGACUGAUUGCAUUCCUGGCUGAGGCAAAGAGUCUUGGAUAUCUAUGAAUUUUAUUUACGAUGAAUGCAUUUAUUGUGAUAACUGAUAUAAUACUACAUAAAACAUAUUGAAAAUA
Messenger RNA from Culex quinquefasciatus (southern house mosquito), 2642 nucleotides. RefSeq names its product zinc carboxypeptidase A 1. The transcript has 11 exons. Bases 58 to 2574 code for a protein of 838 amino acids. Gene Ontology annotation, molecular function: zinc ion binding; metallocarboxypeptidase activity. The record is from RefSeq and is a predicted model, not a curated record. Lineage: Eukaryota; Metazoa; Arthropoda; Insecta; Diptera; Culicidae. Gene Ontology annotation, biological process: proteolysis.